Messenger RNA from Mytilus californianus (California mussel), 3432 nucleotides. RefSeq names its product solute carrier family 46 member 3-like. Gene Ontology annotation, cellular component: membrane. The record is from RefSeq and is a predicted model, not a curated record. Gene Ontology annotation, biological process: transmembrane transport. Gene Ontology annotation, molecular function: transmembrane transporter activity. NCBI's taxonomy places the organism in Eukaryota, Metazoa, Mollusca, Bivalvia, Mytilida, Mytilidae. The transcript is spliced from 4 exons. Bases 86 to 1585 code for a protein of 499 amino acids.
CUGUAUGAGCAACGAUUUUUUCACGAAUUUAAUAAUGUUUAUUUCAAUAUUUGUAAAGAACAUGUGCAGUAAAUAAGGGAGAAACAUGAGUUUGAUAUCAAGAGCCCACACCAAAUGCAUGCACUUGCUAAGUGUGAUCCAGCCAUAUUUAGUAGAAGUAGCAUACUUUGCAUUUUUUCUCUCACGUCAUAUGACACUGCCCUUAUUUCAACAGUACGUGAAAGAAGAAAUAGAAAAACAGCAUAAAAGUACCACUCCUCCUAGUAUUAAUUUAACAGAUACGGUUCAAGAUGCAUUAACCCAUGAAGAAAUUACACUGUCAGUACUAAGCCUACAGAUUGCAGAAGGGUUACCUGCAGUAAUUACAGUGAUAAUGUUGGGUGCUAUCAGUGAUAAAACUGGUCGCAGAAAAAUACUGUUAUGGAUGCCAUCAUUAGGAAGUGUCCUAUAUUCAUUUAUAUAUAUAAUGAUUCAGUAUACAGGUUGGAAUUUGGAUGGCUUAUUCAUGGCAUCAGCGUUGCGAGGAUUGAGUGGUAGCAUGACUGCUUUUUUGGCAGGAGGAACAUUUUAUGCAAUCAAUAGUUCUGAUAAGGAAAACAGAUCAACAAGACUAGGUGUCCAAGAAUUUCUUAAUGGCAUAGCUUAUGCAAUUGCCAAUAUUAUGGUUGGAUAUUGGGUUAAAUCUAAUGGAUUUCUUCGUCCAUUUUGGUUUACAUUUAUUUGUAGCUGUAUUUCCUUUUUAAUUUCAUUUUUUCUAGUCAAGGAAGUUGAAAUAACUCAACAGAAUCUCGCGGCAAAUAGAAUAAGCAGUAAUCAAGGUAGUAACAACUGUUGCAUUGACACAUUUAAGCCAUUAUCACGAUUCUUUAAAUGCUGCAAAAAUAGGAAAUUAAUAAAAGUAUGGCUGUCAAUAAUUGCAUUUCAAAGUUAUGCCAUAGUUCAUCUUGGACAAAUUAAUACAUUGGUGUUGUACUUUAUUGGUCCGCCAUACCAGUGGGAUUCUGAUAAAUUUGGUGUGUUUGCUGCUGUUGCUAUGGUAGUUGCUGCCAUCGGAGCUGCAGCAUCUCCAGUUAUAUUAAAGCCGUAUCUUACAGACAUUAAUAUUACAUUCAUUGGUUUAUUCUCCAAAGCCAUUGGUACCAUGUGGAUUGCUGUAGUAAAGAAUGAAACUGUGUUAUAUUUUGCAAUUCUGCUACUGGUUGGAGAGUUGCUUCCUUUUCCUAUGUUGAGAUCCGUGGUGUCCAACAGUAUUGAAACAACGGACCAAGGUAGUUUAUUUGCCUUGAUGCAUUGUGGAGAGAGUAUCUCGUACUUCCUAGCACCCCUGAUGUUCCAGGCUAUAUAUUUACAUACAUUCAAGUUCUUCAGUGGAUUUGUGUUUGUUAUCUCUGUCACGCUUCUAGUCAUUCCUGUUGCUUUUACUAUUGCAAUUAAAUAUGUAGAAAUGAAUGGACCAACAGAAUAUGAAAGAAUGAAUGGAGAAAAUGAAGGCAUAACUACAAGUCAGAGUUAUCAACAAUUACAAGAUCAAGAAGAAAGUAGUCAAGCUAUCAGUGUUAUUAGUAAUACUGAAGUUAAUGUAUAGAUUGUAAAUUACAUUAAUGGUUAGACAUAGGUCUGAAACAUUGUAUAGGUCAAAAAGAAGAUGUUAUUUGACUUAAAGAGAAUGGGGACAUAUGACAAUCAGACAGCAACCCAACAUCUCAAAAACAAAAAAGAAAAUGUGUGUUUAUUAGAGCCCAAUCCACCAAAAAAAUCUUAAGAAAUUUAUGUUAACAUGAUAUUAGUUUUAAUUAAUGUUUUUUCUUAUAUUAUAAAACUAUUCAUUUGUAUGUUUAGAAGAAUGAAAUUGGUAUACAUUUGUACCUAGACACUCUGUUAUUAAUGUUGUUUCUCUUUGAUUUAUUCACAACUUUUAUAGACUGUGUAUGGUUUAGAGUUGCUGUUACAUUGAGAAAUACCCCACAUCUACUUUUAUCUAUGUUUAUAUUUGAUAUGUAAUGGAGGCUUCAUGUUAUAAUUGUUGUAUUGUCUGAUUACUUAAAAGAUUAUGUGGUAAUAUCCAGUAUUAUUAGUUUUUGUUGAGACUUGAAUAGAAAAGUGAAACUAAGAAUGAAAUUGCCACUUAAAGCAAAAGAAUGAAAGAUUUAAAUGUUAUGGUAUUUGUUGUUUAUUAGAUAAUUAUAUAAUGUUUGUUAAAUAGAUAUUCAUCUUACUCAUGUUUAAUUAUAAGUGCAAUAUUUUCUCACUGAAGAACUAUUUCACCAUAUUGGAAGAAGCAUUCUUGUUGUAACUAAAAAAAUGUUAACAAAGCUCAUAAAGCUCAUGCAGGUGUCAUAUGUCUGCUCCCUCAUUCCCAUAGAGGUCACAAAGCUCAUAGUUUGCUGUUAAAAACUUACUUGUAAGUUUAGACCCUAUUAUCAAACUUAUGUCCUUUUUACUACCAUUGCACUUUCAAAUUUUCAUGAAAAAUACAGUUUUCUACCCUGUUUUCAGCCAUUUAUUUUGAUACUUGAAGUGUAAUUGUGUAAGCGGUACAAAAGUUCAGACUUUCAAAAAUAUACUGGACCAUCAGACCAGUCAGAUAAUUAUGUUGUCUGGUAAACAAAUAUUGGCUGCUCAUCAGUCCAAAUGUCCGGUAAACAGAAUUGUCUGAUCUUAUAUUUAAGUGCCAAAAUUGAAUAAAUACUAUGUUUAAAAAUUAUUUUGUUGCUAUAAUCAUUUUGAUUUAUAAAAUGUGGCAUCCUCUUACUUUUCCCAGAUUUUAUCCAAUUUUUGCCUCAGUUAACCUUCUUUGAUCCGAUUAUAGCCCUUGAGUAUAGAUGAUAUUAGUGACCUACUUUUGACCUAACUACAAUUUAGACUGGUUCCCAUACCAUAGCAUGUAAGUUUGUUUACAUUGUAUGCAAAUUCAGAUAUAAUUCAUAAACAAAAUUUUUAGUUGUUAUAUUCCAUCGCUCUACCAUGGCUACAUUAAUGCCUCUAGGCCUAGUCAUUAAAAAUUGAAAAUCAUCAAUCAACCAGAAUUUGCUCUGUAUUUAGUUAUCUCAAUAACAUUAAGCUACCAGCUGAUUGGCCCUCUCAUUCAGAGAGUGCCAAUCAAAAUCCUGUGUUCAUGAUAUGUUUUUAUUACACAAACUGUUCAGGCCCUUGAGAGUGGGAGAGUCAAUCAAGGGGAGGGACUGACCUUACUUGUAAUUUUAUGAUAAUUGCUAUCAAAGUGUUAAUGAUGUUUUUUUUUUAAUUUUAUUUGUUAAGUAGCAUUUGUAACUUAUCUAUUUUGCAUCACAAUGUUUUUAAUUAAUAUGCACAUAUGUGUUAUUUUGUCUAAAGGCAAUAUAUGUGUAAGUGUAAAGUAGAUAAAUUGUAAUAUAUACAUUUUUCAUGUAAUUUCUAUACGAUAUAAGCCAAAUAAAUUAAGCCAAAUUGUGA